Messenger RNA from Durusdinium trenchii, 492 nucleotides. The record is from the annotation of a GenBank genome assembly. NCBI's taxonomy places the organism in Eukaryota, Dinophyceae, Suessiales, Symbiodiniaceae.
AUGUUGACCGCCAUUGAGGCAGAACGUUCCAAAUUGAUGGCUGCCCGCGCGGAGCGCCUGAGGAUUUGGAAGGAACGCUCAGACCUGGAAAAACAACUGCAGGACGUCGAUCAGGAACGAUUGCUGGUGAGCCGCCAGGUGCCCGGCCGCAACAUCCCUGAGAAGAGGCCUGACCCAAUGGAGAGGCCAGUGGGGAAGGGUGUGCCACAUGAGACGGUGCCCUCGGUGGUCAGUGGGAUGGAUCCUGCGCGGUGGGCACCGCAGAGCACCCCCAGCACCGGCUUCAGCGCACCGAAGCAUUGGUAUGUCCCACAGCAUGAGGAGGCGAUCCCAGCAUUGGGAGGAGUGCAGGCAUCGGUGACGGUGGCUCCCGGCGCCGGGACCACCGUGGCAUUCGCGCGGAUGGUGUGUGAGACGGGGAGUGUAGCGAGUGCUGCGAUGCGAGCCGUUGGAGUUGGGGAUGGUGUGACGUUGAUGGAUUCACCCUGCUAG